Messenger RNA from Parasteatoda tepidariorum (common house spider), 630 nucleotides. RefSeq lists its product as uncharacterized. NCBI's taxonomy places the organism in Eukaryota, Metazoa, Arthropoda, Arachnida, Araneae, Theridiidae. The record is from RefSeq and is a predicted model, not a curated record.
AUGCCUUGGCUGGAAGAUCAUCCUCCAUUGCCAACCAACUAUGACCUGGCUUAUAGAAACUUAAAUUCGACUGUCAAUCAGUCGAUUUAUAAAGAGUAUGAUCAAGUUUCUAAGGAAUGGGUGGAGGAGGGAAUAAUAGAAGAAGUAAAGGAUAAUUGGGAGGAAAAUGUACACUACCUACCUCAUCGUGCAGUUAUAAAACCGAAUAGCACCACCAAAAUUAGACCCGUAUUUGAUGCUUCAGCCAAGGCCAAAGGUUUUCCAAGUUUAAAUGAUUGCUUAGAGAAGGGUGAAAAUCUUAUUGAAUUGAUACCAAGCAUUUUGAUGCGGUUUAGGACUGAGAGAAUUGGCGUCGUUUCAGACAUACGUAAAGCCUUCUUACAAAUCGGACUUACUGAAACUGAUAGGAAUUACUUAAGAUUUUUAUGGCUUAGUGAUACAGGCUUGAAGAUUUACAGGCAUUGCAGGGUAGUAUUUGGAGUUACCUGUCGCCCAUUUUUGCUGUCCUCAACUAUCAAAUACCUUCUGAGGAAUGUUUUGAAAGAAAUAAGGGAACAAAAAUCUACUUAUCCUGAAUAUGUUAUACAAAAUGGAGAAAAUGAAAUAAUGAAAGGUUUUUAUGUGAAAUAA